AAAGGUCUGCAAGAAUCGUUUGUGUUUUCUCCCUGGAAAUGUGUGAGCACAAUAUCCUUAACUCUGGCUAUGUCGGUUCUCUUUUGAAUUUUCCCUCACCGGACUCGUUUUACUUCUCCAACAUACGAAGCAAUGGAGGCCAGGUCGCGGGGCUUCCCCCGAUUUCGUACAGCAGAAGAGACGUAUGCUCGUUCCCGUGGACUUCAUCAAGUUCGUGCACAUCUCCACCGCAGAGCCGAGCCUUCAGCGGUUACUCUCAGCCGUUCAUUACGAAUUCAACGCAUCAGUGUACAAGCCCAAACAAUCACAAGGGCCAACGGGAAGAUUCUAGUAAAUACUAUUUUCAGGAUACAAACCUCAAGCCCGAGGAGUCUGAAAUGCAAACAUCCUCUUUUGCAGGUGAUUGUGGAAUAACAUAUUCUGUUGCUUCCCUCAAACAUGGAAUUUCAAACUUGGAGAGACUUUCGCAAAACGCUGGCCACGCUGAACUCAAUUCCAGCACUCAGGCAAUAACCGAAGGCAUCAAACAGUCGGUCAACUCCAAUGUUACAGUGGCAUCUUCAAGUGUACACUGGGGCCCGUUACAAGUGAGAUCCAGAAAGAAACGUAAACCGUAUACGAAGCCACAGCUCUCUGAGCUAGAGAACGAAUUUCUGAUGAAUGAAUUCAUAAACAGACAGAAACGAAAGGAGCUCUCUGACAGACUGAACCUCAGCGACCAGCAAGUAAAAAUCUGGUUUCAGAAUCGAAGGAUGAAAAAGAAAAGACUGAUGAUGCGCGAACGCGCAUUUUCAAUGUAUUGAGAAGUCCCGGCGACAAUGACCUGCGCACGAGCCUAGGCGAGUUUCCUUUCCGGAUGAAGGGGACCUUUUCGGAAGUCAGCCAGAUGAAGUCCACCGUCGAGCUAUCGGCUCAAGAUAGCUAUGAACUCUCACUAAGAAGUGUUCAAAUGUGUCUAUUUCUGAAUUAAUAUGAAAGCAUACGUCCCAGAGGUUCUGCUUUGCAGCUGCAUAGUAAAUUGAUUGGAAUGUUUGAGUAUAUGAACGCAUAUUAUCUUCUAUUAAAUCGUUAGAAUUUAGAGGAAAUGUGGAAAAACGUUUUAGCCUUACUCAAGUAAUGGAAGCAAGUGAUGAAUAACGCGUAUUGUGUCAAGCAUGCAAUUAGAAUAUGAAUACAGUGUUUAAAAUGUCUUUAUCUCCCCUUAUGAAAUUCUGUCAUUUACUGUAGACGACAAAUUAUAUUUUAAAUUUGACAAUUUGGCAUGUUACAAAGUAUUUCCAGAGGAUCUGUUUGCGCCUGUUUUAGUGUCGCAUGAUCAAUAUGUCGUCCAUGAUUAUUUGUGUGAUAUAGAAAUGCAGUAACUUAAAAUCCAAGAAGACCACCUCGAAUAAUGUCCAAAUGAUUGCAGGAAAAAAUGAUGCACAAUACCGCUGUCCCAUGUAUGGGUGUAUGUAUGUGUGUAUGUGUGUAUGGAUGUAUGUAUGUAUGUAUAUAUUUGUUUUAAUGUAUAACCAAUUCAAUUGUUUUAAUAAAUAUAAAGACUGCAAUUGGGCCCUUAUUCUGCUGAGUGAAACAGAACAAGUUAAUCGUGUUAAUUAUUGUACCUGUAUUAUUUGAAUGUUUAUCUAAUAAUUUAGUAUAUCCAAUUCAUAAAGCGAUUGUUGUUCAUACAUACAUAGUAGAAAAUGUUCAGUAUUUGUACAAGUCACAGGACAACGUUGUUUGUUGUUUGAGACAGAUGUCCUUGAGUGCGAGUUGUGUAUUCUGUGGGUCUUUAAAAGUUUAAUUGCGGGCAGAGUCCAAGCUCAAGUUCGCUGAGAAGUAAACCAAGAGAAGUAUAGACUAAGACUAAGAGUAACUAAGUUACUACAACUCUCCAAACGUGGUUCAUUUACAACGAAGCUUAGAUGUGUUUAAUAAUAUAUUUUGGAGCACACAAUGGCCUCAUAAAAUCAUUUUUGGCAAUGCUGCAUCACAAGUUGUUGAUUAUAUCUGUCAGGGCGGAGUAACAGGGUAUUUCUGUUGCUAUGUUUAUGAUUUGGUCAUUUGUCGAUGCAAUGUUUAUAAUAGAUCAAGGGUAAUAGAUAAAUGUUGUCAGUAUAAGAAUGCUUACUUACAUUGGUCUUUGUUGUGUAUAUUAUUGCGUAAAUUGAAUAGUUUAACAGCAUAUAAUCUGUUCUGGGAUGCAUUAUCGAAAAGAAAGGUAACAGGUAGAGAUGUAUCAAAUGCUAUCGGUUUAAAUGGUGCACUGUAAGAAACUACCACAACUGCAAUUAAAUAAAA
This is a messenger RNA of Anguilla rostrata (American eel), 2283 nucleotides long. RefSeq names its product homeobox protein Hox-D12a-like. The record is from RefSeq and is a predicted model, not a curated record. The transcript has 2 exons. Gene Ontology annotation, molecular function: sequence-specific double-stranded DNA binding; DNA-binding transcription factor activity, RNA polymerase II-specific. NCBI's taxonomy places the organism in Eukaryota, Metazoa, Chordata, Actinopteri, Anguilliformes, Anguillidae. Gene Ontology annotation, biological process: regulation of DNA-templated transcription. Bases 39 to 803 code for a protein of 254 amino acids.